Oryctolagus cuniculus (rabbit) is the source of this 1532-nucleotide messenger RNA. RefSeq names its product alpha 2-HS glycoprotein (gene AHSG). Gene Ontology annotation, molecular function: cysteine-type endopeptidase inhibitor activity. Gene Ontology annotation, cellular component: extracellular matrix; extracellular region; blood microparticle. Gene Ontology annotation, biological process: negative regulation of endopeptidase activity. The record is from RefSeq and is a predicted model, not a curated record. Lineage: Eukaryota; Metazoa; Chordata; Mammalia; Lagomorpha; Leporidae.
CCGCCCCGCCAUCGGCCCACCCUGCCCAGCACAGGGUUGGUUCUGAAGCCUCCAGCCACUUGCCCACCUGCCAGGGAGUCUCUGGGGGCAGCCAUGAAGUCCCUCGUUCUACUCCUUUCCCUCGCUCAGCUCUGGAGCUGCCACUUGGUCACAGCUGUCCCACUGCUGGGUUACAGGGAACCAAACUGUGAUGACCCAGAAGCAGAGCAGGUGGCCCUGCUGGCUGUGGACCACAUCAACAAUCACCUUCAGCAGGGGUACAAGCACAUCCUGAACCGGAUCGACAAGGUGAAGGUGUGGCCCCGGCGACCCACCGGAGAGGUGUAUGAGCUUGAAAUAGACACGCUGGAGACCACCUGCCACGCACUGGACCCCACUCCCUUGGCAAACUGCAGCGUGAGGCAGGUGACACAGCAUGCUGUGGAAGGAGACUGCGACUUCCAUGUGCUGAAGCAGGACGGCCAGUUCACCGUGUUGUCUGCGAAGUGUGACUCCACUCCAGACUCGGCUGAGGACAUACUCAAGCUGUGCCCAGACUGCCCCCUGCUGACCCCGCUGAACGACACCAGAGUGGCUCAAGCCGCCGAAGCCGCCCUGACAGCCUUCAACGAGAAGAACAACGGCGCCUAUCUGCAGCUGGUGGAGAUCGCCCGGGCUCAGCUUGUGCCUCUCCCAGCUUCCACCUAUGUGGAGUUCACCGUGGCUGCCACUGACUGUGUUGCUAAAGAGGUCACCGAUCCGGCCAAAUGCAACCUGCUGGCGGACAAGCAAUAUGGCUUCUGUAAGGCAACGGUCGCUGAGAAGGUUGCUAGAGAAGAGGUGGAGGUGACCUGUACCAUAUUCCCAGCCCAGCCUGUGGUCCCACAGCCCCAACCAGACGUCGCUGGCGCAGCAGCAGUGGAACCAGCCCCAGCAGUGGACCCAGCUUCACCUGUGUCCCCUCCAGAUGGCCAGUCCCCAUCUUCCCUAGUGGUGGGGCCUGUGUUGGUGGCACAAGCCCCGGCCCCACCCCGGGCGCACUACGACCUGCGCCAAACCUUCGCGGGGGUGCCCUCGAUGGAGUCAGGCUCGGGAGAAGCCUUCCACCCUGGGAAAGUGCCCGUGGUGGUGCAGCCUAGCGUUGGCGCUGCCCCUGGCCCCGUGAUCACCCCGUGCCCAGGGAAGGUCAGAUACUUCAAGAUCUAAGCUAGACACAGCAGAGAUGAGAAAGUUUGGCACAAAGAACGUGCGCACUGUUGUGUCCAAGCCUGCACGUGGGUGGCCGCCUUGUCUGCUGUCAAAAUUGGUGCUGCAUGAGGUCUAGAUUAGUAUCACGUCUCGAAUCCCACCUUCAGAGGGGGAAGUAGAGGAGGCGGGGCGAGGUCCAGCGGCAAGAAUAAGGCUGAACAGUUGAUUGCCAUCUCUGCCUUCCAAUCGACCUCACAUAAGCAACUGAGCUGUGACUUUGAAAGGUGCUCUUGCCAGUCUUGUAUCUGCCUGUUAACAAAAGUGCCUGUUGGACUUUCCUUAAUAAAGAAGAUUCUAAGCUGAAA